Messenger RNA from Urocitellus parryii (Arctic ground squirrel), 2626 nucleotides. It is a transcript of the gene Tfip11, whose product is annotated as tuftelin interacting protein 11. Gene Ontology annotation, molecular function: nucleic acid binding. Lineage: Eukaryota; Metazoa; Chordata; Mammalia; Rodentia; Sciuridae. The record is from RefSeq and is a predicted model, not a curated record. Gene Ontology annotation, biological process: spliceosomal complex disassembly. Gene Ontology annotation, cellular component: U2-type post-mRNA release spliceosomal complex.
CAUCCGGGUUCAGGCCGCCGCCGGGAAGGGCUUUUCACGGAGAGUGCGGAGCUGCGUUCGGUUCGCUGGGCGGCUCUUAGAGCAACUGGCCAUGUCUCUGUCCCACUUGUACCGGGACGGGGAAGGCCACAUGGACGAUGAUGACGAUGAGCGAGAGAACUUUGAGAUCACCGACUGGGACCUCCAGAAUGAGUUCAACCCCCACCGGCAGCGCCACUGGCAGACCAAGGAGGAGGCCACUUAUGGGGUGUGGGCCGAGCGUGACUCGGAUGAGGAGAGGCCCAGUUUUGGAGGAAAACGGGCCCGCGACUACUCUGCGCCCGUCAACUUCAUCAGCGCAGGGCUCAAGAAAGGGGCGGCUGAGGAGGCAGUGCUGGAAGAUUCUGAGGAUGAAGAGAAACCGAUUAAGCAGGAAGACUUUCCUAAAGAUUUUGGACCAAAGAAGUUAAAAACGGGUGGCAAUUUUAAGCCCAGCCAGAAAGGUUUUGCAGGAGGAACCAAAUCUUUCAUGGACUUUGGCAGCUGGGAAAGACACACGAAGGGAAUUGGGCAGAAGCUUCUUCAGAAGAUGGGCUACGUCCCUGGGCGAGGUCUUGGGAAGAAUGCACAGGGAAUCAUCAACCCCAUCGAAGCCAAACAGAGGAAAGGGAAAGGAGCCGUGGGGGCCUAUGGCUCGGAGCGGACCACGCAGUCCCUGCAGGACUUCCCUGUGGUGGACUCGGAAGAGGAAGCCGAAGAGGAGUUUCAGAAGGAGCUGAGCCAGUGGAGGAAAGACCCCAGUGGGAGCAAGAAGAAGCCCAAGUACUCCUACAAGACGGUGGAGGAGCUGAAGGCCAAGGGCAGGAUCAGCAAGAAGCUCACGGCUCCCCAGAAGGAACUUUCUCAGGUCAAGGUCAUCGACAUGACGGGCCGGGAGCAGAAGGUCUACUACAGCUACAGCCAGAUCAGCCACAAGCACAAUGUGCCUGACGACGGGCUCCCGCCGCAGUCCCAGCUGCCACCCCUGCCCGGCAAGGAGGCCAAGGCCCCGGGCUUCGCCCUGCCCGAGCUGGAGCACAACCUGCAGCUGCUCAUCGACCUCACGGAGCAGGAGAUCAUCCAGAACGACCGGCAGCUGCAGUAUGAGCGGGAUAUGGUGGUGAACCUGUCCCACGAGCUGGAGAAGAUGACCGAGGUCUUGGAGCACGAGGAGCGCGUCAUCUCCAACCUGAGCCGGGUGCUGGAGAUGGUGGAGGAGUGCGAGCGGCGCAUGCAGCCCAGCUGCCCCAACCCCCUCACCCUGGACGAGUGUGCCCGUGUCUUCCAGACCCUGCAGGACAAGUACUACGAGGAGUAUCGCAUGUCGGACCGCGUAGACCUGGCCGUGGCCAUCGUCUACCCGCUCAUGAAGGACUACUUCAAGGAGUGGGAUCCCCUCAAGGACUGCACGUACGGCACGGAGAUCAUCUCCAAGUGGAAGAGCCUCCUGGAGAACGACCAGAUCUUGUCUCACGGCGGUCAGGAUCUCUCUGCAGAUGCCUUUCACAGGCUCAUCUGGGAAGUCUGGAUGCCUUUUGUUCGAAAUAUCGUCAACCAGUGGCAGCCAAGAAACUGUGACCCGAUGGUGGACUUCCUGGACAGCUGGGUACACAUCAUCCCCGUGUGGAUCCUGGACAACAUCCUGGACCAGCUCAUCUUCCCCAAGCUGCAGAAGGAGGUGGACAACUGGAAUCCCCUGACGGACACGGUCCCCAUCCACUCCUGGAUCCACCCGUGGCUGCCCCUCAUGCAGGCGCGGCUGGAGCCCCUCUACUCCCCCAUCCGCAGCAAGCUGUCCAGCGCCCUGCAGAAGUGGCACCCCAGCGAUUCCUCGGCCAAGCUUAUCCUCCAGCCCUGGAAGGACGUCUUCACUCCCGGCUCCUGGGAGGCGUUCAUGGUCAAGAACAUCGUGCCCAAGCUGGGGAUGUGUUUGGGUGAGCUGGUCAUCAACCCCCACCAGCAGCACAUGGACGCCUUCUACUGGGUCAUCGACUGGGAGGGGAUGAUCUCCGUCUCCAGCCUGGUGGGGCUCCUCGAGAAGCACUUCUUCCCCAAGUGGCUCCAGGUGCUGUGCUCCUGGCUCAGUAACGGCCCCAAUUACGAGGAGAUCACCAAGUGGUACCUGGGCUGGAAGUCCAUGUUCUCAGACCAGGUGCUGGCCCAUCCGUCUGUCAAGGACAAGUUUAAUGAAGCACUAGACAUCAUGAACAGGGCGGUGUCCUCUAAUGUUGGGGCCUACAUGCAGCCUGGAGCGCGGGAGAACAUCGCCUACCUCACCCACACGGAGCGGAGGAAGGACUUCCAGUACGAGGCCAUGCAGGAGCGCCGCGAGGCCGAGAACAUGGCCCAGAGGGGCAUUGGUGUGGCUGCCAGCUCUGUGCCCAUGAACUUUAAGGACCUCAUAGAGACCAAGGCCGAGGAACACAACAUCGUGUUCAUGCCCGUCAUUGGCAAGCGGCAUGAGGGGAAGCAGCUGUACACCUUUGGCCGCAUCGUGAUCUACAUUGACCGGGGGGUGGUGUUUGUCCAGGGCGAGAAGACCUGGGUGCCCACCUCCCUACAGAGCCUCAUCGACAUGGCCAAAUAGACCAGAGAUGCGCCUCACAGA